CUGGAGGAGUCUGUGAGCCUGUACCGUAACUGCAUGAAUAGACGACCUCUGCAAGAAAAGGCCCACUGCAAGACAAACGCCUGCGCGCCUUCUCACCGUGUCGUGCUGGCAGUACUUCGGCUGAGCUGCGGAAGAGUUUGGUGUGAUCACUUCCACCCAGAGGAUGAAGACCAGGAUCAGGCUUUACAGGAACAAUACCGUUACUAAAAGUGUUUUGGAGAGCGGGCUAACAAUGCUUUGGAUUCUUUGUACGCUGCGUUCAUGAACAUGUAUCAUGAAGGAGGAGCCGUGUUCUCACGCCGUGUUCUUUCUCUUUGCCCUUUUGUCUGAUCGAGCCGUUUCUGCUACUCUACUAUAAAAGCACAAGAAUCCAGAAUGUGGUACAGAAGCGACUUUGAAGAUGGAUACGAGUCGAAUAAAGCAGGCUCAUGUGGCAAUGGCUCUCCAGGAUGUCUUCUUGGCCAUGAGUCAACCUGUCACAGCAACCCUCCUGGCCCUGGGGACAGUAUUUGUGGUGGGCGCCGACACAGCACCGUGUCUGACAGUGGUGACACUGGUAUUGGCACUUGCUCUGACAGUGUGGAAGAUGACUCCAGUUCCAGCACCACGCCCUUGUCUUUCCAGCCACCGACCCAACAUCACUUGGGCCAGGAUGAUGAUGGGAUCCCCAUUGUGCAUAUCAUGCCAUCCCCAUCCUCCUCACCCUACACCAGUUUUAGAAUUCCAGCCUCACCCAGGAGCACAAGUGGCUGGAUCAGGUCUUGCCAACAGGUUACACCAACCAUGUCUCCCCUGGGUGCACCAAGCUGUCUGGACAUGAAAAACCAUCAGCCCAUUCGGAGGUGGUCCUCUCUCACCAAGUUGUCAUCUGGGACUGACAAGAGUUCCACUAGGCCUUCGGUUAAUCAAUACAACCUAGGUUCACAAGGGUCCCUAGACAGAGGCCUGUUAUAUGGGCACCGAAAAGAGGCCCUUACUUCAAAUGUGGACCUUUAUCUACCUUUAUCUUCCUCCGUGCUUGGCCAUAGCUUGCAGCAGCGCUCACCGGGUGCUGGCCCCUGCUACCGGUACAACCACAGUGGUAGUCCCACUGGUUUGGAAACAGACUUCUCCUCAGCUGUGCCCUUACCACUAAGACAUAACAGCUUGGACAUGAACUGCAGUGCUUUACCAGAGGCUAAACUGGCUCAGGGAGGUGGACAGGUUUGUAGUCUUGGCUUACCUAAACAAGCAGACUCACCACUGGGUCAUCAGACUGAUCGAGGCUCCCCAGUUCAGACUGCAAUUCGCACCCAGAUGUGGCUGACUGAGCAGAUGGAGUACAGGCCCAAAGUACAGCGUAGAGGUAAACCUGGUCAAAUCAACACAGGUAAUGGAACAGAAGGCUGUGGUGCAGAAGAGGCGUCACCAUGGCAACAGGGACACCAGCAGGAGCCAGGGCUUAACUUGAUGCUGAUGGGGACCUCUCUUCCUGUCAACACUCUGGUGAAGGUUAAAGAGGGACUGCUUAGACAGAAAGAACUGGAGAUAGAUAGACAAAAGCAGCAGAUUUUGCAGCUCCAUGCCCGGAUCAGGGAGAAUGAGCUUAGAGCACAGCAGGUUCUGCAGAGCCAGAGAGGAUGGUUUGAUGACUUCCACAUUUUAAAUACUAAGGAAUCAGCAAUGAGAAGACCAAGCAAACAGCCAUCUGACGAAGAACUUAGUAGGAAACUAGUGGUAACUGAACUGGAAGUACUCCAUUUGAAUGAGUUCUUCAAGCAAGUCACACGGAAAUAUACAGAAGACAUCAGGAAACUGGAGGAAAAGAUAAAGACAAGAGAUCGCUACAUCAGUAGUCUGAAAAAAAAGUGUCAGAGAGAGAGUGAACAGAACCAAGAAAAACAGCAACGUAUAGAGACACUGGAGAAAUACCUGUCUGACCUACCAACGCUGGACGAGGUGCAGGCCCAGUCCCAGCAGCAGGAGGAGGUACAGCAGAAAGCCAAGGAUCUGGAGAAGACCCUGUCUCAGUUACAGAAGAGCCUCGAGGAAGGAUGUUCUCUGAUUACAGAGAAGAGCAUCAAGAUUGAGAUGCAGGCAAAGAGAGAGAAGGAGUUGAUUGUAUCUGUACACGGCCUACAGAAGAAGGUGCAGCAAUGUUUGGGCGAUGGGGUGAGGUUGCCAAUGCAGGACCUAAAGCAGCUUGAAGUGGAAAACACUCAACUUCUGGAGCAAAAAGACCACAGUGGCAGGCUGAUUCAGCAUCAAAAAGAACAGAUUGAAAGACUGACCUCACAACUAGCGGCCACAAGUACAAGACUGCAAAAGAAAAGAGGCCUUCAUCAAGAGUCUUAUCCACUAGAAAAGAAGGAAAGCCUGGCCAUCCCAUGUGGAGACUUCCCACAGAAGCAGUGGCAGAUGAAUGAAGGGCUGUUGAUGCAUCCUCUAUCCCAUGUGAAGACACCAGAAGUGGGCCGGCUGUUGAAAGAGAUGUCUUUGUGUCUACUGGACCUGCAGGCUCUGUGUGGCAUCCUGGCUCAGAGAGCACAGGGGAAAGAGCCCAACCUGUCUCUGCUUCUGGGCAUGAAAUCAUUGAGUGUUUCAGUGGAGGAGAGUGACUGCAGAGUGCUGGUAGAAGAAGAACUGAGGCUCAAGCUGCUAGAGGUCAGCCAGCUGAGGAGAGACAUUGAUGAGCUAAGAAAAAGCAUGUCAGAUUGCUAUGCUCAGUAUAUGGGUGACAGCUGUGUCUCCCAGUGACACCCAGUACCCUCCAGCUCUCAUGGCGUGGUGGUGUGUCUGAACUCUUUUGCUACUCAAUAUGUCAUUAAUAACCACGUAAAUAAUGAUAUUAUUAGUGCCAUAAUAAUAAGGUCCAUAACAAUGCUGAAUUUCCCUUAAGGAAGUGUUUUGUGUCACUUUCAUGGUGUUGUUGAUGACAGAUGAUGUUGUGUGGGGGUAAUGAGGUUUUGUCAUUUUAUUUUGCCAAUGUAACGUUCUGCCUCAAAAGAAAAAGUGAGGCCAGCAACAGACUUUUGUUCAACAAGCACACAGAGGCCAGAAAGGAAAGUGUGUAGACACAGCAGACAGGCCAAGACAUAAGAGGCUCAACUGGGAGGGGAGCAGUAGGCAGGAUGGGCAUCAGAGAGGCAAUGACAGCAUGUAGAGCCAGAAUAUUUUAUAUGUAACUCAUGAAAUGAAGACUUUAUUGAGACCAAACGAGAGUUGGUGAUUGUUGGAACAAUGAAAACACUAACCAAGACGGGUUUAGUGAGUUUCAUUUUGUUUCUGUCAACUCUGAAUUUAAACAGUCCACACCAUGCCACUUCCAUCAGUGCACUUUUAUUUAUUGUAAUUGUUAUUGUAUUGUGUUUAUAUGAGGGGCAUUUUAUGCCAACACACUAUACUAAAAACGUGUGUAUAGCGCCUAUGCGAUGACAUCAAACCUCUAACGUGUGUGUGUAAAUUCCAAUCACUUUCAAUGGACAGA
This is a messenger RNA of Larimichthys crocea (large yellow croaker), 3466 nucleotides long. RefSeq names its product centrosomal protein 85L (gene cep85l). Lineage: Eukaryota; Metazoa; Chordata; Actinopteri; Sciaenidae. Bases 376 to 2736 code for a protein of 786 amino acids. Gene Ontology annotation, cellular component: centrosome. The record is from RefSeq and is a predicted model, not a curated record. The transcript is spliced from 13 exons.